AAUACAAGGUUGUUACUAAUUAGGCAAACAAGGUUUUAAGUUGUAUACUUAGAAAUAUUGAGUACAAGUAGAAGGAGGUCAUCAGUUCACUUUUGCAGGUUAGACUUCAUUUGGAAUACUAUUUUCAGUUUUGGUCACUUUUCUAAGAAGGGAUGUUGAGUUGUUGGAGAGGGUUUCGAGAAGAGCUAUGAGGAUAAUUCCAGGUUUGAGGGGUUAUUGUAUGGGGAUCAACUAAAACCUAUUGAUAAGUUUUCACUAGGGAUGAUAAUUCAGAAGACAAGGUGGAGAAACAUGAUUGAGGUUUUUAAGUGUGUUAGAGGUUUGGAAUCUGUAAAUCAAGAUGAUUUUUCUAUUAACAAAAUUUCAGCCAGUAGUACUAGAGAACAUGUGAAAUUGAAUGUAUAUAAAACUUUAGUAGGUACAGUUAUGUAUUUAUUAAAAGACAACGUUACCUUCCAAUUAGGGUAGUUGGCUUUGUCGAGUAGUUCGCCUUCAGUUAUGGUAGAAACUGCAACAUUGAAGGAACUUAAGAGAAUAUUGAAUGUAUAUAAAACUUUAGUAGGUACAGUUAUGUAUUUAUUAAAAGACAACGUUACCUUCCAAUUAGGGUAGUUGGCUUGUCGAGUAGUCCGCCUUCAGUUAUGGUAGAAGCUGCAACAUUGAAGGAACUUAAGAGAAUAUUGAAUGAGUAUUUUAGAGGAUUGGAUAUAAGAAAAGGUAUAUUUUUGUACGUAGUUUGGAGUGGGAAAGCUGUAGAAAAUGGAAUGCCCUAAAUGGGUCAACUGGCCUCUUAUCUAACCUUGAAAGUGUAAUUUAUAUUAGCAUGAUAUAAAUUUUGUAGAACAAAUAGACUACAGUUAUUUCUAAUCAUUAUACUGUACCCUAGGAACAGAAAUCUAUUCAUUGAAACAAUGUUUAAUUCAGGUACUGCAUCCAAAGUUAAACACCUUUCUCCAAAAGAAGUACCAAAAGAAACUGCAUGUAAGGGACCUGAAAUCAUAGAGACAUUGAAGCCUGUUACAAUAAAAGAAGGACAACCAGCAGUCUUCAAGUGUCGCAUCUCGGGAUCACCUGCACCACUUGGAAAAUGGUUCCGUGGAGAUACAUUGAUCAAACAGUCUCGUUACUUCCGCAUGUCUGUUGAGAAAGAUGUCUACUCUCUGCGUAUCUCUGAAGCCUUCCCUGAAGACAAAGGUGUUUACAAGUGUGUAGCAGCUAAUUCUGCAGGAACAGUCUCAACAAGUGCUAAUUUGAUUGUCAUAGCACCAGAAGUGGUGGAAGUGGCUCCAUCCUUAAGCCCUCUAGCUGACCUCACAGUGCCUAAAGGAUCCCCAGCAAGGUUUGUUACCAGCAUCUCUGGAGUUCCAACUCCACAGAUUACCUGGUACAAAGGAGGGACCAUAAUCAAGGCAUCAAGAAAAUUUCAGAUGGCUCAAGAUGCUGGUUCUUGUUCACUGGUAAUUCGGCAAACGUGUCCAGAAGACCAGGGCAUCUAUACCUGUAAGGCCACCAAUGCUAGUGGGCAAGCUGAAACUUCUGCUCGUUUGACCGUUUAAAGUAAGCACUAGAGUGCUUGUGUUCCCGACCCCAGACUCCUGCUGUAGUGCAUCCCUAGAGCUUUUAACUUGCUGGUCAGAUUUAAUGUAACAUUGCUUGACAUAGGUGGUAGAGAUUAAGUGACUGUUGUCACCUUUGGGUUAUGCAUAACUGUAAAAAAAAAUCAAAGAUGCAUUAGACAGAUCAUAACACAUGUACAAGUAUAUUGCGCUUGUGAAUGUUUUAUUUGGUUAUUGGAUUGUUUCUUUUUCAUUUUUGUCCAUGAUGCCCUUUGUUAGGUUUUGGGCACUGUUUGCAUGUACUUGUUUGUUUCCUCUCUCCUUAUGUUUGUGACUGAUUUCUGUUUUUUGUUCAUUCAAUCUCAAACUUCACUAUAAUUUUUUUAGUUUUUUAUAUGUUGUGUAAACAGCAACACUAAAUUGUGGCAGUUAAUUACUGUAACAAAUACCGAAGUGAAAACUUCAGUUAAUUAAUGAUUUUGAUCGUAUUGUAACAAAGAUGUUAUGAUAUUUGUGAGACUACAAACAUUUUUUUAAAUUCAAGUAAUUGAUCUCUAGCAUCAUCCGUAGCAUUAGCUAACUUCAUAGAAGUUGUUAUUUCUAUUGAUGUGUAUCCAGAACUGAAAAUGAAAACAUGUGUUCUAUCAUUUGAUACUUUUUUUACAUCUAAAGUAAAGUUUUCAUAACUUAAAAGAUGUUGGAAAGCCAAUAAAAUAUGUAGUAGUAUUUUUCAUAAAAUUAUAUUUUGUAAAAUACUCGAAACCAUUCAAUGAUAUGAAAAUUUACAGACUUUCUGAAGUUUUAUAAUCAUGCAAUAAUUAGCAUUUUUUUAAGUAUCACGAAGUAGUGUAGUACAGUUUGAUUGUUUUUUAAUUAUUUAUUUUGGCCAUCAUACAAAUUCACGUGUGUAUAUUGUUGCAUGGAGUGAUAACGCUCAAAUUUGACUUUGUUUAACACAAACUGGAGUUUAAUACGAGACAUUUCUAUAAACGUAAGUAAACUGACCUGUAUCUCCAGAAUAUAACUUUAUUAGCUGAGUAUUUCGUUAUUACAGGGAAUCCCGACGACGCUGUAAUAGUGAAGUACUGAGCUAAUACAGUUACAUUCUGAAGAUACAGGUCAUUUUAUUUACGUUUGUAAGUUGUUACAUUAUAUAACAAUUCUUGUCAUCAUACACAACGUUAAUUCAUUGAUGUACUAACGAAAGCAGCUGCUUCAUUUCAGCUUUGCUUUAUUUAUUUUCGUAAAGUUAAAAAAAGGUUUUGGUGACAUAUAUUGUCAGACAUGAAUAUAAACUUGGGUGUGACUGUAACAAGAAAAAGAUGCUAAAAUUCAGAGUUUCCUAACUGUUCACCUGUGCAUAAAGAGUUUACGUAAUGUAAGUCUCGUACAGUAGGAAAACCAGUAGAUAUUGGCCUCUUUCGUUAAUAUCAGCCACUGAGCAUUUCAGUAUUGACAUGGUUCCAACUCUUAAAUUAGAAAACCUUUCAUCUCUUUCCGUGGAGGAUAAAAAUAACUGUAAAGUUCCUCAUUUGGUUAUAUGAACAGUAGUUGGAUAUAUAGCUCAUUCCGAAAAUUCCCCGAGAACAAGAAAAAAGUUUAGUUCACGUGCUUAGUCCUGUUCUGAUUUAUCUGUAGCUUCUUUUCUCAACUAUCACAUAGUUGUUAUUGUUACGGAACAGACCCAGGUUCGAACCAUUGUCUCAUGUAUAUCCUACGUUAUAUUAGCUGGAAUUCUUUGUGCACUGUUUUUUAGUCGAGACACUAAGUAACCCGAAUCGAUUUUACUAUCAUUGUUACGAAUUUUGUAUUGUAGAAAUGUCAAUAAAGUUUUUGUUAUUGUUGAAAAUCA
Messenger RNA from Limulus polyphemus (Atlantic horseshoe crab), 3408 nucleotides. RefSeq names its product titin-like. The transcript has 4 exons. NCBI's taxonomy places the organism in Eukaryota, Metazoa, Arthropoda, Merostomata, Xiphosura, Limulidae. The record is from RefSeq and is a predicted model, not a curated record. Bases 912 to 1556 code for a protein of 214 amino acids.